GGUCGUGGUGGGGGCCGAGGCGGACCGCUUCCCCGUAACGUCCAGGUCUCCAAGAAGCUAUCAUGGCUACUACGACAUGGCGCCGCGGAAGAAGGUCUGCAACUCGGUCCGGGUGGCUACCUGAGCGUACAAGAUGUCCUCGGCAACCGCAAGAUCCGAUCGAUGAAGGUCACGUUCGACGAGAUCAGGGAAGCUGUCGAAGACAAUGAGAAGCAAAGGUUCUCGAUGAUCCCGGCAGCAUCGGACCCAUCAAAGGAUGACGCAGCUAAUGAGCUCGACAUUACUUCAACCAAGCCAAGCGACUGGCUCAUCCGAGCAAACCAAGGGCACAGUAUGAAGGUCGAAGCGGAAGGCUUGUUGCAGCCUAUCACAUCCGAGAACACGCCUACUACCGCCGUCCAUGGCACCACACAUGCUGCUUGGCCACUCAUUGUCGCCUCAGGCGGUCUAAAACCCAUGAACAGGAAUCACGUCCACUUCGCUGCUGGCCUACCUGACGGCUUCAAGUCUGUCGUAGAUGGAGACGCAGACACCGUAGCUGCACCCGUGAUCUCUGGCAUGCGGAAAUCGUCGACCGUCCUAAUGUUUCUGGACGUGCCAAAGGCGCUGAACGCAGGCUUGAAGCUCUGGCUUAGCAAAAACGGCGUGAUACUUAGCGAGGGUGACGUGGGUGGCCUCGUGCCAUUGACGCUGUUCAAGCGCGUUGAAGACCGCACGGGUGAAGGUGUCUUGCUGCAGGACGGC
Messenger RNA from Baudoinia panamericana UAMH 10762, 744 nucleotides. RefSeq lists its product as uncharacterized. Gene Ontology annotation, molecular function: tRNA 2'-phosphotransferase activity. The record is from RefSeq and is a predicted model, not a curated record. The annotation marks the transcript as partial. The transcript has a single exon. Gene Ontology annotation, biological process: tRNA splicing, via endonucleolytic cleavage and ligation. Lineage: Eukaryota; Fungi; Ascomycota; Dothideomycetes; Mycosphaerellales; Teratosphaeriaceae.